GGAAGGGAGGAAGGGAUGGACCGGGCGGCGCUGACGGUGGGGCCGGGCAUGGACAUGCCCAUAAUGCACGACGGCGACCGCUACGAGCUCGUCAAGGACAUCGGCUCCGGCAACUUCGGCGUCGCGCGCCUCAUGCGAAACCGAGCUGACGGACAGCUCGUCGCCGUCAAGUACAUCGACAGAGGGGAGAAGAUUGACGAGAACGUGCAGCGGGAGAUCAUCAACCACCGCUCGCUGCGCCACCCCAACAUCAUCCGCUUCAAGGAGGUCAUCCUCACCCCGACGCACCUCGCCAUCGUCAUGGAGUACGCGUCCGGAGGGGAGCUGUUCGAGCGAAUCUGCACAGCCGGAAGGUUCAGCGAGGACGAGGCGCGUUUCUUCUUCCAGCAGCUGCUGUCUGGAGUCAGCUACUGCCACUCCAUGCAAGUGUGCCAUCGUGACUUGAAGCUGGAGAACACCCUGCUGGAUGGGAGCACGGCUCCUCGCCUCAAGAUAUGCGACUUUGGCUAUUCAAAGUCUUCGGUUCUUCAUUCGCAGCCGAAAUCAACUGUCGGAACACCGGCAUACAUAGCUCCUGAGGUUCUUCUGAAGAAGGAAUAUGAUGGAAAGAUUGCUGAUGUGUGGUCAUGCGGAGUGACGCUUUACGUUAUGCUAGUUGGUGCAUAUCCCUUUGAGGAUCCUGAUGAGCCUAAGAAUUUCAGGAAGACAAUUCAGAGGAUAUUGAGCGUGCAGUACUCGAUUCCAGAUUACGUCCACAUAUCUACCGAGUGCCGAGAUCUUAUUUCUAAGAUUUUUGUUGGCAACCCGGCUACUAGAAUCACAAUACCCGAGAUCAGAAACCAUCCAUGGUUCUUGAAGAAUCUCCCAGCCGACCUAGUGGAUGAUAGCACAAUGAGCAACCAAUACGAGGAGCCUGAGCAGCCGAUGCAGAGCAUGGACGAGAUCAUGCAGAUCCUGGCAGAGGCCACCAUACCAGCAGCUGGUUCUCGAAUCAACCAGUUCUUAAACGAUGGUCUUGACCUCGACGAUGACAUGGACGACCUUGAUUCAGACGCUGACCUUGAUGUGGAGAGCAGCGGGGAGAUAGUAUACGCUAUGUAACGGUGCGGAUUCUCUCGAAGUACCCAUGUUUGCAAUCAGGAAACGGAUACUCUCAAAGUACCCAUGUUUGCAAUCAGUUUGCCUGCGAGAUGACCAAAGAUACUCAACACACUCAAGAUGAAUAUAUGUAUUUCCCAGUGUUGUACAACGGUUUACCUUGUUGGAUGUAAUCAUGUUUGCUGUAACGCUAUGCGGUAAUCUAGUUAGUUUGAGAAAUCGCAGAGUGUCUGGAACAGUGUCUAUCUGUGAUCCCGUGAACUAAGGGACGGGAACCUAGUUAUAUUAUACCACCAUGUUUGUAGUUUGUACCAUGUAUAGGCAAAUAAGAGAAACUCCAGUUUGAUCA
Molecule: messenger RNA, 1447 nt
Organism: Lolium rigidum
Lineage: Eukaryota; Viridiplantae; Streptophyta; Magnoliopsida; Poales; Poaceae
Product: serine/threonine-protein kinase SAPK10
Exons: 8
Coding region: 16-1101 (361 amino acids)
Biological process (GO): protein phosphorylation; intracellular signal transduction
Cellular component (GO): nucleus
Molecular function (GO): protein serine/threonine kinase activity; ATP binding
Source: RefSeq, a predicted model, not a curated record